AACAGCAGCAGCGUUUGUUGCAGUAGCAACAUCAACAUCAACAGCAGCAACGUUAAGUUGACGUUGCCAUAGCUUUAUAGUCAGCAAAUAUCUGUCAAAAUCUGCUUACGCAUGCACACGCUUCAAUGGCAAUAUGUACGAGCAGCAGCAACACCAACAGCGCCAACAGCAACAGCAACACCAACAACGCCAACGACAACUGCAGCAUUAGCAGUAGCAGCAUCAUUACGAUCUUAACAAGCAAACUGCAUCAGCAGCGGCUACAACAACAUUUGAAACAACAAGAACAAGAAGAAGAACAACGACAACAGCAACAUCAGCAGCAGCAGCAGCAGCAACAACAACGAAUUUUUCAACAACGCGCCGCAAACUAUCAAAAUGUCAAUUCAAAAGUUAAACGACAACGCCAACUCGGGCUAUGUUAGCUCCGAGGAGACGGACUCCCUGCUAGUAUCGAAUCCAACAAAGGGCGGACGCACCGCCCUGCUUCGCCAGGUGAAGAAUAGCAGCAGCUCCGUCAACGGACCCACAUCGAACAAUAUGGCUUCCACGUCCGGUGGCAAACCGACACUGAUGCGUCAGGAUCGAACUUCCACAUAUCUAACCAGUCCGCAACAGUCACAGCAUGCACGCAUGGGAUCCGAGGAGAGUAUGCGUGGCAUUGUUGUGGCUCAUAUAGGUGGUGGUGGUGGUGGUGGCAAUGGCAACGGACACGACGAGGAUAUUGAGCAAGGACUGCGUGCCGCGAUAGUGCCUGAUAUUGAAGUACAUGAAGAGGACCAAGAACUAACACAAAACACAUCAACAACAACAUCAAUAUCAGCUGGCAAUGCAACGACCAAACAGCAUCAGCAACAACAACAAGAACAACAACAGCAACAGCAACAGAAACCGACCAUAUCAAUUAUGAAUUUAAGCUUAAAGCCACAUGAACAAGGAACGGGAAUGGCAAUGGGAAAGGGUAUGGGAACUGGAACGGGAACGGGAACGGGCACGGGCACGGGAACAGCGACCGGUUCGAGUCAUCCAAAUUUGGGCACAUCAUCAUAUCAGAAUUUAUCAUCGAGUAUACCGCCAAGUGCACCAAGUCGAUGUCGAGCCUGCCGCAAUUGCAGUCGCCGGGCAUCGACGACACCCAUCUCGACGGGCGGUCAAAUCGAUCGUUCCGCAUCGCGGGACAGUGUGAAAAGUGCCUUCCAACAGGGUAAUUUGACCAGCUCGAUGGCCAUAUGCAUAUCAAAUUCAGCCCUCCAACAGCAGCAACAGCAGCAGCAGCAGUUGCAAUUGCAUCACCAGCAACAGUUGCAGUCGCAUCAGCAGCAUCAACAGUUGCAACUGUAUCACUAUCAGCAACCGCAGGUGCCGCCAGUAUUAAUCACUUCAUCGCCGACAAAUGGGUCACGUAUAAUACGCCAGAGCUCACAGCCGGAGUCGAGCACAACGGCCAUCUGCUGUGGAUCGCACAGCUCGUGCGGACACUCGCACACCGUUCCGAAUGUCUCUUUGAAGCAGCUACGCGAAAGCACAACAGAUGGCAUUGCGGGCAUUGCGGCCGAUUCCCUACGGAUCAAUGGCGGCAUGCGUCCAUUCAAGCAGGGCGUUCUUCUAAUGCCACGCACAUUGUCCGAAAGCCGAAAGUUACGACUUAGAAGGGCCUUCACAGAGGCCACUAACGAAACGCUUCAAAGCUCCAAAAUGCUCCGCAAGCCAGCGUCGACACUUUCAAUUCCUGGCUCGAUGAAAACACCUUCUAUUGCGAACCGGGAACAGAUCGCAUCUGGAUGCAACGAAGAAGCGUCCGAGGCACUAGUGGGUAUCCACUCAGACUACCCUAGGUAUGAAAUGUAUAUGGAGGAACGGGCGCUUACUGGUGGCAAUACGUCCAGGAAGCCAUCGACAAACUCAGCCAAACACAAACCCAAUGUGGGCUAUCGCCUGGGCAAGAGAAAAGCUUUAUUCGAGAAGCGCAAACGCAUCAGCGACUAUGCCCUCGUCAUGGGCAUGUUCGGCAUCAUCGUGAUGGUGAUUGAAAACGAGCUGAGCAGUGCCGGAGUCUACACAAAGGCAUCGUUUUACUCGACAGCGUUAAAAACCUUAAUAUCUGUUUCGACUGUGAUUCUUUUAGGACUUAUAGUAGCUUACCAUGCUUUGGAAGUGCAGUUAUUCAUGAUAGAUAACUGCGCCGACGAUUGGAGGAUCGCAAUGACAUGGCAACGAAUUAGUCAAAUAGGGUUAGAACUUUUUAUAUGCGCUAUACAUCCAAUUCCUGGCGAAUACUAUUUCCAGUGGACGACAAAAUUGGCCAAUAAAAAUAAAACAAUUGGCACCGAAAUGGUGCCAUACGACGUAGCUUUAUCACUACCUAUGUUCCUUCGAUUAUAUUUAAUCUGCCGUGUUAUGCUGCUUCAUUCAAAGCUAUUCACAGACGCAUCAUCACGGAGCAUCGGCGCUCUCAAUAGGAUUAAUUUUAACACAAGGUUUGUUUUAAAAACACUGAUGACAAUAUGCCCGGGAACGGUUCUAUUGGUCUUUAUGGUCUCGCUAUGGAUCAUCGCAUCUUGGACAUUGCGGCAAUGCGAAAGGUUCCACGAUGAGGAGCACGCGAAUUUGCUAAACACCAUGUGGCUAACGGCAAUCACAUUUCUGUGUGUCGGUUAUGGCGACAUUGUGCCAAACACUUACUGUGGACGCGGUAUAACGCUCACCUGCGGCAUGGUGGGUGCUGGCUGUACGGCGCUACUUGUUGCUGUCGUAUCUCGCAAACUGGAGCUGACCCGUGCCGAGAAGCAUGUGCACAACUUUAUGAUGGACACGCAAUUAACAAAAAGGCUGAAAAAUGCUGCGGCGAAUGUUCUUCGUGAAACUUGGCUCAUUUACAAACAUACAAGACUAGUAAAACGGGUUAAUCCCGGCCGUGUAAGAACCCACCAAAGAAAGUUCCUUCUAGCUAUAUAUGCGUUGCGAAAAGUUAAAAUGGAUCAGCGCAAACUAAUGGAUAACGCAAACACAAUAACCGAUAUGGCCAAGACACAAAAUACGGUUUAUGAAAUCAUUUCGGACAUGUCGAGCCGUCAAGAUGCCAUCGAGGAGCGUCUUACGAAUCUAGAGGACAAAAUGCAAAGCCUACAAGAGCACAUGGAGAGCCUUCCCGAUCUAUUAUCGCGCUGUCUGACCCAGCAUCAGGAGCGCAUCGAGCAACGACGUAACUUUCUACAUCCGGAUACAGCAGCAGCUGCCAUACAGCCCAUACAGCCACCCACUCCCCAAUCCAUGUUCAAUGCGGCUCCAAUGCUGUUCCCCCAUUCGAGAAGUGUACCCUCAUCCAAUAACGCCGCUGCUACUUACCAUUGGCCAACAAGCCCUAUUUUGCCACCUAUAUCUAGUAGAACACCACAUUUAGUGCCUGAUACUCACAUGCCAUCAAAUGGAUCUGCAGUUAAUAGCUACGCAUCUUCCAACAAAUACGGCAGCUGAAUAUCAGAAAGAGAGCGCUCCAACUCCGUGAUUAACAUCGAGAUGCAUACAAUAAGGCCAACUACGUCAACUACAAUAACAACAGCUACUACAAUAUCCGCAUUCGCAUCCACAUUCGCAUCCACAUCCGCAAGCACAUUUACGUCAAUACCAAUACCCAUGUCGAGGUCCUUGUCGCCAACUCUGAUGGAGACAGCACUGAGGCAUCGUUUGCAUUCACCAUCGUCGUCUCUGGAACCGGAACAGCUCUUUGAACUGACAGAUUUUCAUCAGCCGUACUCGUAUCUACAGUCACAUCCGCAUCCGCAUUCGCAUCCGCAUUCGCAUCAGCAUCCGCAUUAUCGCAUCGUUGAGAAUAUACCAGCUAUAUUGGAGGAUGCCGAGUCCGCAAUGAUUAUGAACAGGAACAGUUCAAGAAUUCAAGCGAUAACAGCGGAUAUUUCAAUGACGGAAUCGAUAACAACAAACAUCGAUAGCGAUGCCACCGCGACAACGACAACGACGACGACGACGACGACGGCGACGAAUGCCCCAAAAAAGAUUACAGAGAAUAAGUUUACUAGGAAAAGAGAACGUGUAUGCAAUAAUAGUAGUAAUAGUAAUAAUAAUACAAGUAAUAGUAAUAUUAGUAAUUCUACAAGUCUAAUUUCGAAAUCGGCCUUUUGUAAAUAAGCCUCUUCGAAAUGAGAAAAACAAAAGUCAGACG
Molecule: messenger RNA, 4180 nt
Organism: Drosophila grimshawi
Lineage: Eukaryota; Metazoa; Arthropoda; Insecta; Diptera; Drosophilidae
Gene: SK
Product: small conductance calcium-activated potassium channel protein
Exons: 15
Coding region: 379-3474 (1031 amino acids)
Biological process (GO): potassium ion transmembrane transport
Cellular component (GO): neuron projection; neuronal cell body; plasma membrane
Molecular function (GO): small conductance calcium-activated potassium channel activity; calmodulin binding
Source: RefSeq, a predicted model, not a curated record